Calliphora vicina (urban bluebottle blowfly) is the source of this 2658-nucleotide messenger RNA. Its product is annotated as G-protein coupled receptor Mth2-like. Gene Ontology annotation, molecular function: G protein-coupled receptor activity. The transcript has 8 exons. Gene Ontology annotation, biological process: cell surface receptor signaling pathway; G protein-coupled receptor signaling pathway. Bases 373 to 2052 code for a protein of 559 amino acids. The record is from RefSeq and is a predicted model, not a curated record. Lineage: Eukaryota; Metazoa; Arthropoda; Insecta; Diptera; Calliphoridae. Gene Ontology annotation, cellular component: membrane.
AAAAAACAUGAAGCCUGUUAAAAUACACUUAAAUUUUAUUUAAAUAAUUUUCGUUAAUAAAUUGAUUUGUUUAUAAAUAAUUCGUAUGAAUACAAAUGGAAUUUGUUAAACCGUUUUUGAAAACAACAAUUAAAAACUCAACAAGAAAAAAAUAAUUUUAAGAAUACCUACCUAGUGUUGAUUUAAAAUAAACAAAUAUUUUAAGUGAAAUUGUGGCAAAAUUUAAUAAAAAAAAGAAAUAUUUAUUUUAAUAAAGAAAAUGUGCGUAAACGUUAUGUUUUGCUAAAAAUUUAAAAUUGGAAAAAACAAAUGCAACGUGUAACUGGAAAUUAUCAUUAACCAAAAGAUAGUUAAACUUUCGCCCGCACAGACAUGCCUCAUUUACCGGUAAAUCGUCUACACAUCAUUAUACUCAUUUAUAUAUUCAUAUUUGUGCCGGAAAUAUGGUCAAAAUCUUCGGCUCUGGAAAAACACUAUAUACGUGGCGGUUUACAUGCUCCAUGUUUUUUCUUUCAAACCGUCAAUGUCACCGAUGAUCAGAGAUUUGACAAUGGUUCUUAUUUACACGAGGGCGUUCUCAUUCCCCAUCAAUAUAUUGCUGUUUACAAUUACAUCUACACCGAUCCGGUUACGGCUGUCAAAGUUACACCUCAUUUACGCGGCUGUAUUUGUAAGGUGAAGUCGUGCAUUAAUUUCUGUUGUCCCUUUGGCAAGCUGUACAGUGCAAAUGAGUCGUCGUGUGUUGAUGCUCAUAAUGAUUUUGAAUGGCCGACAACGUUGAAUAUGACAUUGUCAGAUGGUUCGCUGAAGACGGUGAAUAUAUUUCAACAAUAUGCCAUAGUGCACUUUAGACCGUGUAAUCCCAUGUAUGCAUUGGAGCCUCAGAGAGAACCCGAAGAUGCUUGGAAUAUAUUUGCGAAUGGCACAAUUUUCCGCCACUACGAUGAAUCGUAUUUAAGCAAACUAGAGUAUUGUAUGGUGCCAACCAUGGGCAACGAUACGAAUGCAACAUUCUAUUUAAAUCCGGCCAAUUGUGAUUUGAGUCCGGGUUAUGGCACAAUGAAAAUAAUAAAUGCCUACGCCAUGUUGUUCUCCAUACCCUUUAUGAUGCUGACCAUUUUGGUGUAUUUGGCCAUACCGGAGCUGCGUAAUCAGCAUGGCAAAUCGUUGGUGUGCUAUUUAUUUGGCUUAAUUGUGGGCUAUUCAAUGUUGUGUGUGAAUGCUUUGUCGGCCAACAUAGAUGUUAUGGGUUUGCCUUGCAAAGUUAUAGGCUAUACAGCAUAUUACUUCUUUAUGUCGGCUUUCUUUUGGCUGAGUGUUAUCAGUUUUGAUUUGUGGCAUAAUUUUCGGGGCACUCGAGGCAUUAAUCGUUUUCAGGAAAAGAAACGUUUUGCCAUGUAUUCGGUGUAUUCUUGGGGUAUUCCAAUAAUAUUUCUAAUUGGCACCUGGUUUAUACAAGAACGAGUUGAUAUACCUUACGACUGGAAGCCUGGUAUUGGUGGGGGUGAAUAUUGCUGGAUCAAUAUGUUAACCUGGUCGGGUUUGGUGUACUUUUUCGCCCCCAUUAUUGGCAUAAUUGUGGCCAAUAUCAUUAUGUUUGUCAUGACGGCCAUGAAGAUUCAUAAAGUUCAGCGUGAAAUGGCUAGGAUCAUGGCCCGAGAGGACAGUACGCGCAAUUUGAGAAAUGAAAAAGACAGAUUUGGUUUAUUUUUACGCUUAUUUUUGGUCAUGGGCGUGACUUGGUCCUUGGAAAUUGUUUCGUAUUUCGUGGGCGCCGACAAGCCCUGGUCGAAAAUCUUUUAUGUGGCUGAUAUUUGUAAUGCCAUACAAGGUUUCUUGAUUUUCAUGUUGUUUGUCAUGAAGAAGAAGGUCAAACAGUUGAUUACAAAUAGGUAUUCGGUACGAGACAGCAGCAAUCAGCGUCAAAGCCAGUACUCUACUAAAACAACCUCCAGCAGCGUGGGGAAUUUAGCGUUGCCAAAUUCCACUAUAUCCCCCGAUAAACCCCUGAUGAAACCUCUCGAACGUACCACGGUAUUAAGUGGUCUAUAAAUGAAUUCAUUGAUUUUUCAUUAAGUUAUAUAAAAUUAAACUACAUAAAUCUUUAUUAUGUAUAUCGAAUGUUUAUCUAAGUCGUUUUUUAACUUUUAAAUAUAGAAUAUUGGAAUAAAAGUCUUUAUUUGUGUAUUUAUAAUCAUCACUGAUCUAAACAAAAGACAAAAACACAUUAUGGAUAUUCAUUAGCCAGAGUAACUAUUUGAAAUUCUUUUUUAGUUUUGUAAUUGUCAUUCCUCAAUUUAGUAAAUAUUUAUAAAAUAUAAAUUGUUGUUAAUUAUGUAUAACUUCUUUAAAAAUGUUUAUUUGCCAGCUUAAGACAAAGUUUUAUGUGUCUUUUUUGUGUUUAAUUUGAAAUUUAAUAAUAUCUUGUAACUGGAAUAGUUAUAUAGAUUCUCAAUAUUCUAUGUACUCAUCGCAUAAAUCUAUGUAAUUUUAAUUAUUAUCUACUAAUUUCUGUUUAUAAAUUUUAAGCUUUAAUUUUAGUUUAAGUCGCUUAAUGUUUAAAUAUUUGUAUAUUUUCCAUACACAAAAAAAAAAAUAUAGUAUAUUUUUAAGAAAAUUGUUGUAAAUAAAACCAAAGAACUUAAGAAUUUAUUAAAA